Phytophthora megakarya is the source of this 873-nucleotide messenger RNA. Lineage: Eukaryota; Oomycota; Peronosporomycetes; Peronosporales; Peronosporaceae. The record is from the annotation of a GenBank genome assembly.
AUGUCGCCUGUCCUGGGACGGAACUCGUAUAUUGACGAUAUCGCACAUGGCGCGCCAAGUUGGGACGCAUUCUGUGCUGGCUUGGAUGCAUUGGUGUAUAGACUGUGGUAUUGGAAAAUCUCAUCAAAUGAGAUUAGUGCUGAGAGUAUCAGGGCAAUGCCGAAGAUCGCCAAGGACGUUCAGGAUCUACCGUUUUCAACAACGAUGAAUGGAGUACAAUCCUUUUUGGAUUGUCUGAACUACUACCAAAAAUUUAUUGAGGACUACCCAGUAAUCGCAGCGUCCCUGAAUGAACUCACGAAUGGCCAAUUGCGUUCUGGGCGGGAUUUCUUCAGGGCAGAACAAGCGUUUGAAAUCCUGGUCGUGUUAACCCCGGUAUUGAGACAUCCUGAAAAGACCAAACCAUAUCACAUCACGGAAAAGGAAAUAAUCCUCGUGUUAAGAGUGUUGCCGGUGUUCAAAACACUCAUUUUGGGUUACUCCUUCAUCGCUAAUACUAGUCACUCAGUAUUGAAGUGUAUCAUGAGGUCCAAGACUGCAGAUGGGAGGAAAAUCCAACGAGACGAGGACGGACUAGCCGCAAUCCUGGGUGCCGGCAUCACCUCUCGAAAGCAUUUGGAUGAGUUCGCCGAGGAACUCAUCCCUGCCAAAGGCGCGCGAAACCACCCCCGACAUCCACUCGGUAGCUGUGAAUGUAUUCUGUGGGAACUCCCUGGAUGGAAAAUACUGGAUGCGCAGGGUUUCGACCUGGAGGACGUCACUGUGAAUGACGUCGAAUACUGUGGGGUCUUGAAUGAUCUAACUAUGGCGCAGGUCAGGGACGUUCCAGACCUGAUCGCAGAUGGUGAUUCACAAAUUGUCACCAGCAAGUAA